Molecule: messenger RNA, 1952 nt
Organism: Dioscorea cayenensis subsp. rotundata (Guinea yam)
Lineage: Eukaryota; Viridiplantae; Streptophyta; Magnoliopsida; Dioscoreales; Dioscoreaceae
Exons: 8
Coding region: 246-1634 (462 amino acids)
Cellular component (GO): plasma membrane
Source: RefSeq, a predicted model, not a curated record
GUGCUCUCACUCUUGAACACAGCUCUGCUUCAAGCUUCAAUGGCUUUUGUCCCCACUUAGACCUCCAUUGCAUUCAAUGGCAUCUCUCUCUACCUCUCUUGAAGGAUGACUCCAAAUGAACAGCAAGACAACAGCAAAAGGUCUCGCCUUUCACUCCACCCAUAAAUACAAUCACCAUCCUCACAAAGUCGCUGCUAUGUGGCCUCGCAAUUGACUCAAGAGAGGAGGACAAAGGGAAGGCCCAAAUGGGGGGUGGAGCUCCUCUGCCUCCCGCUCUCUGGCUUCUGUCUUGUUUUUUCACUCUCUUAUGUUUGGAAGAAAUCACCGGAUUUGAUAACAACAUGGUCCAUAGUUUUCCUUUGACACUCCAACUGGAUUCCUCUCUGAAAGAACAAACUGGUGCUCUUAUACCUGAAAUGCCUCCUAACAGUUCUCCUCAGCCGUUGAUUCCUCUCCUUGCACCUUCACCCUUGGCACCAUUCUCAAAUAGUAGUACUCCUAAACUUUCAGGCCAAUGUACUUUAAACUUUUCUGCUGUUGAAAGCUUGAUGAAGACUACAGCUGUUGAUUGCUGGGCCUCCUUCGCUCCUUUCCUGGCCAAUGUUAUUUGUUGUCCGCAGUUGCAAGCUACUCUUGCCAUCCUUAUUGGACAGUCAAGUAAGAACUCAGGGAUGCUUGCUUUAGAUUCAACGCGUGCAAACUAUUGCCUAUCAGAUGUUCAGCAGAUUUUGCAAAGUCGAGGAGCUAAUCCUGAUCUUCAGCAUAUUUGCUCCAUACAUCCAUCAAACUUCAGCGAAGCUUCUUGCCCUGUCAGUGAUGUCAAUGGGUUUGAGAGUGUCGUUGACUCUUCUAAACUCCUGGCUGCCUGUCAGAAGGUUGAUCCAGUGAAUGAAUGCUGUAGCCAAAAAUGCCAGAGUGCUAUACUUGAUGCCGCGAGAGAACUUGCCUUCAGAGAUGGUGGCUUGCCGAGCUUGAAUGUAGCCCAUCUAUCGUCUGAGCGCACAUCCAGAAUCGAUGAUUGCAGGAGCAUUGUCCUUAGAUGGCUGUCCAGUAGGCUUGAUCCAUUAUCUGCACAGCAAGUACUCAGGCGGAUAUCAAACUGCAAUGUUAAUGCAGUUUGUCCUCUGGUUUUUCCAAAUGCUGAGAAUGUUGGACGAGAAUGUGGAAACAAGAUCAAGAAUCAUACCACAUGCUGUAAUGCUAUGGACAGUUACAUUGUUCACUUGCAGAAGCAAAGUUUUAUAACCAAUUUACAAGCAUUGGAUUGUGCUUCAUUGCUCGGUCUUCAGUUGCAAAAGAUGAAUAUAAGCAGGAACAUUUACAAUUAUUGUCAUGUAACUCUCAAAGACUUUUCUCUUCAAGUUGGAUCACAAGAGUCUGGAUGCCUUCUGCCGAGCUUGCCAUCCGAUGCAACAUUUGAUCCGUUUUCAGGAAUCAGCUUCACUUGUGAUCUGAAUGACAAUAUCGCCGCUCCAUGGCCAAAUGCGUCACAAGCGCCAUCGUCCUCUUGCAAUAAGACUGUAAAAUUACCAGCAUUACCGGCUGCAACAUCUGCACAUCCAGGGAAAAGUAUGAUGGGAAUGAUGCUUGCUCUUUUAAUUGAUUCAUUGUUGACUUUUAUGUUGCUUGUUUGAUCGAUCAAGUAUCAUUACCGGUCAAUUACUCAGCACUACCAAGAUGCAUUUUGAAGAUGAAGGUUCAAUUAAGCAUCAAGUUGAAACAGGAAAUUUAGUUGUGAGGCAGGAUAGUUCAUAGUUGUUUGUAUUCUGAUGCCACAGUAAAAAAUGGUUUAAUUCUUGUAGGAAUAAGUUAUCUGUAAAAGAAAGGGUAAAAAAUGAGGCAGUCCAUUUGUAAGUAACCAGAAGCUGAUUGUUCCUUUGCAAAAGCUCUUUCCUUCAUACAAGCAUUUUCUUAAUCAAUUAAUUAUUUAUUUGUUUGGUUGUUCUUGGCAA